AUGAAAAAGAAAACACAUUCAGAGAAAGUAAUAGAAGGAAAAAGUGCAGUAGUAGAAAAGAAGGCAGAAGAAAAUGAUAAACGGGAGGAAAGUGGAAAGUGUCAAGUCAGUAUGGAUCAUGAAGGAUGGUUUAGAGAUUUUCUACUGUUGGGUGGAAGAUUUUUGCUGCUGCUUGCCUUCCUUUCUCUAGUGAUCUCUUUCAUUACUCCACGAAUUAAUUUCCUGUCACCAAAUGUUUCCAACCCAUCAACUGAAGUAUUAGAAGAUGAGAAGGAGAAACAAACUCGUGCUAGAAAACAACAACAGGAAAAACACCUUGAGAAGACCACUGCAUACUUGGAAAAUGUCUUGAAGCCCCGUCAGGAAUCCCAGAUUCGGAAAAAGGAGGAACACUUUUACCGAAUGACAGGAGAAACUUGGAAAUUAACAGAAGGAUUCCAACUUGGGGAAGGUGAAGAUUCAGAAGAUGAUGAUGAUUUGGAAACUACUGAAGAAACUCCCAGUAAGAAAGCUUUAAGGAAAAGGAAACUUCCAGAGAACAUUUUAAAACGACCACAUGUGCCAGAGCUGUCAAAACCUAAGAAGGUUAUAGUUUUACCAGAGGAACCAAAAGAUGCUACAGAUGGGGCUGUCACAGUCGCACUUCGAUGCCCAAGUGGACGUUUAUUUAGAAGACGAUUUUUGACAUCUCACAGUACACAAAUCUUGUUGGACUGGAUGCGGAAGGUGGGCUACCCCCCAGAAAUAUAUGUUGUUUGCACAUCAUAUCCCAGGAGACCGCUGGAGAUUAAAGAAGAGUUCACCUUGGAGAAUGCUGGCAUAACAGUGGACACUGUCUUAAACUUGGAGGAAAAAGAAAUUUGAUUAAUUGCAGGGUUGUUUGCCCAGUCCUAAUUAAAAUACAUGUGAGCAAUAUGCAAGGAUACAAAAUGUCUGUCUUCAAGAAUUAUACAACAGGAAAUUGCUGAUCAUCACUACUUAACUUUCUUUAAUUUGGCCAUACCAUUCCUCCUAAAAAAUGACAAAAAAUGAUGGACACAUUAAAUUUUGUCUUACAUUUUUACAUCUGCCUCAUUACACAUUUGGAACAACUUUUUUAACUCUGAUAUUUUCAAUAUGACUUACAUUUUGAUUAAAUGCAAGGUGAGUAGACUGAUUUCAAGAACUGUCACUUGUUUUCAGCUAUGACACACUUAUCCCAAUGUGUAUGUAGUGUGGCAUUUUUAUUCCACUCUUCUGCCACUGUCCUGCUUACCCCACUUUUCAGUUACAGCAUAUUUCGUUUUCAUGAUUUACAUUCUCUCCAUUUUACAGAUUUGCUUACUACGUAGAAAGAUAGUCUGGAGGAGACCCAUUUUUUCUUUCUCUGACUGGGUAGAUGCUUGAAGCAUAGUGUAGCUGUCAGCAGUAUGUGAUCAGCAGUAUAGAUGCUUUUUCCUUCAAAAGACAUGGUGCUGCUCAUCUGGCAACCUCCUCUGCAUGUGUUGUCUCAUAGCCCAUCAUAAAGUAGACACAGUUCCUUGCCUUUUCUGCAUCUGAGAUGCCUGUCUGCUGAGAAGAAGAGUUCAACGAGAUUUAAAUUUGACCAUUGCUUCUAUUUAUAGUUGCCCAACUCAUGUAUGUUACUACAUAAGAUGUUGGUAAAUUCUAAAAAAUGCCUUAUACAAAGAAAGAUAAGUGGAAAGUGUGACUAGCUUUGGAGUAGGCAUGUGGUUUACUUUGAAAAGGCAAUCUGGUACUAUGCAGAACAUUCUGUAUAACUGCACUACAAAUGUCCAGACCAGAUGCACCCUACCCCUCCAUUAGCAGUUGCUUUGUGAGUGACCCGUAGUUCUUCACUAUCACAUGGUACCCUUCUCGGAUCUAUAUUAGUUCACUGAAAUGUGAUUUCAGCAAACACCUAAACAUCGAUCGCACUUCAGCGAAAAUAGUUUCAGUGAUUUGCUGAAUUUACCAAGAGCAAAGUAGUAGUAGGCAUACUACUCAACUUUGCCCUUUUCUUUACUGUAGUGCGAUCUCAGAGUUAGUAUAUAUAGUUAGGGGGGCACAGCCCCCCACUUGGGUGGGUUCAAUUUACUUACAUGUUGGUCAGUUUUGCUGCGGGGCAAGUAUUUACUUGCCUUUGGUAAAUUCAGCGAAGCGCUGAAACUAUUUUCACUGAAGUGCGGUUGAUUAGGUGUUAGUUCAUCGAAAUGCAAUUUCAGCAAAUAUAGACCCCCCCCUUCUUCAGUAUGCAAAUGGACUGAAUUAUUUUUAUGCAGUUUGUUUACAAAAGCCCCCAAGGAGCAACUACAUUUAAGUAUUUUUGUGUUUUGAGCUGAAUUUAAGUACCCAAAUGCAAAGCACCAGUAGCUGAUCACUGCAUAUAUGAAUUUAUCUCAUCUGUGAAUACUGCCUCUAUUUCACAAGGUUGUCACUAUUGACGACAGUUGUGCUGUGAUAAUUUGUUUUAGAUAAAUCUAAUUAAUCUGUGUGACUUUCUUGUUAAAAUUUUCUUUCUGUUCUCUGAAGUGGAUGUUAUUAUUUUGGUCUGCAUAGUUAAUUUUGGACGUAUGCAAAGCUUAACAGCAUUCAUUUUUACCCUCAUAUUUUUGGAGGUUUGUGACACUGACCAAGCAAGGAAUUAACUGUAGGAAAGUUAUCGGCUCACCUUUCAUUUAAUUAGGACAAGGUGAGUCUUUUCCAUGGGAUCUGACCUGGACAACUAUGUAUUGAAGCAAUCCCACCACCAGUAUACUGCUUUAAAAUAUUUAUGCCAUUUCUGCAUAUUUUUUAUUGUUAAAAAUGUUGUAUAAAUUAUCAUAAUAGGUAGGUUCUGAGUUGCACAGAUCAAGUGCCAUUGUAAAAUUGUACAUGCAGUUUGCCCUUAUAAAGGUCUUUGUUGUCCAAGGCCAUGUGUGUUUUACAGGAUAACUAUUUGAGUAAUAGUUAAAAGUAUGUUUUAUGUAACUUUUUUACAUUGCUGUUUUCUGUCUUUAUAAAUGAAUGCAUAUGUUAUAAAGAGCCACUUAAUAAAUCACAAAGCUGAAGCCUUGUAGAGAAA
This is a messenger RNA of Protopterus annectens (West African lungfish), 3043 nucleotides long. It is a transcript of the gene UBXN8, whose product is annotated as UBX domain protein 8. NCBI's taxonomy places the organism in Eukaryota, Metazoa, Chordata, Ceratodontiformes, Protopteridae. Gene Ontology annotation, molecular function: ubiquitin binding. Gene Ontology annotation, cellular component: endoplasmic reticulum; nucleus. The record is from RefSeq and is a predicted model, not a curated record. Bases 1 to 864 code for a protein of 287 amino acids. The transcript has 9 exons.